This is a messenger RNA of Hymenoscyphus albidus, 1011 nucleotides long. Lineage: Eukaryota; Fungi; Ascomycota; Leotiomycetes; Helotiales; Helotiaceae. The record is from the annotation of a GenBank genome assembly.
AUGUCGACGCCAUCUAUCCCCCCAACCGUUCGCGCAAUCUUCCAACCAGACAUUCAAUCCCCAUCCCUUGUCCUCACUCGUCUCCUGACUCAACUACCCCAAAACAACACAACCGAACACCUCAUAAAAGUCCACGCCGUCUCUCCAUGCGCCAGCGAACUAACAUGGGCGAAAAACUACCCGUCAUUGAUGGACUCCAAUCGUGUAGCAAUUCCAUGUUUCGACUUCGUCGGAACGGUGAUUCUCGCUCCUCCGUCCUCGCCUUUCCCGCCUGGUACCGAGGUUUAUACACGCACGCCAGGUGGCAGGACUGGGAAUGGAAGAGAGUAUACGAUUGCUGAGAUGGAGCAACUGGCUAGGAAGCCUAAGAACUUGACGAUGGAGGAGGCGGCGAGUGUUCCGAUUAGUGCUUUUACCGCGUGGCAGGCUUUGUUUGAUCACGGUGGUUUGAAAAUGGGGUGGAAAGACAUGGAGGGCAAGAAGGAGAAUCAGGGGAAGAGAGUGUUGGUUACGGCUGCUGCUGGGGGGGUUGGAAGUUGGGCUGUGCAGCUUGCGAAGUUGGCUGGGGUAGGCGAGAUUAUUGCUGUUGCUGGUUCUAAUAAUGUUGAGUUUGUGAAGGGACUUGGGGCUACCGAAGUUGUGGAUUAUAGGAAGAUCUCCCUUGGUGGUUGGGCUAAACAAAAUGAAAGGGUAGAUUUGGUAAUUGAUAUGGUGGGAGGUCAGACGUUGACUGAUGCUUGGUUCGCUGUGAGAGAUGGGGGAAGGAUAUUGGGUGUUAAUGACGUGCCCGAGAGUAGAAAACCAAAGGAUAACUGCCCUGUGAAUGUUACAGGUUAUUUCUUUGUUAUGGAAGCUUUGGGUUGGCAAUUGAAGCAGAUUACUGACUUGAUAGAAAAGGGAGAAGUACAUCCUGUCGUGGAUAGUAUCUGGGAAUUCGAGGACUUCGAGGAAGCUUUCGCGAAGGUUGAAGGUGGUCAUGCCAGGGGCAAAGUGAUUAUCAGAAUACAAUAG